CGGGCGUGUAAGUGGUGUUGGUGUGUGUCUUUUUGCGGCCAUCGCCAGAAUCUGGGCUAUGCGAGAAGUCUCUCAUGGAGAAUGUCACUGCUGCCGUUUUCUACUGCGACAUCGAACAUGAACGCCUCCCCCCCGGUCUUUCGUCUCCCCUUGUAUAUAACACUGGGGGACCGCACGGGUUCCUCAUGAUGUUUAUUCUUUCUCGGUAUCCCUCUAUCAAGGUGCUUCAGUAUCCUAAUAAAGAAAGCCUAAGAGCACUCAUUUAUCUCUUAGGUUGUUUUCGAGUUUGUUUGUUUUCCUUGAAGACAAUCUUUUGAGAGUAGUCGACUAUUACGACUUACAUCAACCUAAUCACUGGGUUUAUUAGUAAUAUCUUUCUUUUCCAUUUUCUCAGUAUCGACACGAGUCAUCAUGCGUUGGACUCCUGUUGUACUAGCAACCCUUGCAGGGCUACAAGCAGCUCAUGCUCACGACGAGGAUGAAGUCCCUCACCCGAACUUGGUAUUGCCUCGUCUUCGCGAUAUCGACGAGCUGAGACAGAGACGGAAUGCUUUUGAGCCCUGGAACCCGCCGACGGUAGCCAACAAGCCACGCGCGGACCGCGUGAAACUCAGCCCUCGCCAGACGUCAUCAAUCCCGUUGGGAGACAACUCGCAGUGUGGAGGAUCAUAUGGCAGAUGUGCGGAUGGAUACUGCUGUUCAGCUUCUGGAUGGUGUGGUCAGUCUGAGCAAUACUGUGCGUCCCCCGAUUGCCAAAUCAACUACGGUCCUGCGUGCGACGGCAAUGAGAAGCCCAAUGGUCCGGAUACCUCAGAUUACGCAAGGCCAAAGAACGGCAACAUUCCCUACGGUGGCGUUGGUAUCUACGCUUGCGUCAACCAGGGUGAUGUCGCCAUCACAUACGAUGACGGUCCUUACAUCUACACCGCUGCCAUGUUGGAUGCCUUCAAGGCCCACGGUGCCGUCGCUACUUGGUUCAUCACGGGCAACAACAUCGGCAAGGGCAUGAUCAAUGUUAACUACCGCGAUGUCAUCACACGAAUGAUUGCAGAUGGUCACCAGGUUGCCAGCCACACAUGGUCCCACGAGAACUUGGACCAGUUGACGCUCGCCCAGCGCAAGAACCAGAUGGUCUACAACGAGAUUGCGUUCAUGGACAUCCUCGGAUUCUUCCCUACCUACAUGCGUCCGCCUUAUUCCAUCUGCGGAGCCGAGUGCCAGGGACAGAUGGCCGACCUGGGCUACCACAUCACCUACUUCGAUCUCGACACUCAGGGCUACCUCCACACCCAGGCCGACCAGAUCCAGUUCAGCGUGAACCUGUGGGAUCAAGCCAUGCUGGCCCGCACGCCUUGCAACGGCAGCUACCUGCACAUCGAGCACGACAUCCACCAGUACAUUGCCACGACCCUGACGAACCACAUCCUCGACUCCGUCGUCGCCAACGGCUGGAACGCCGUCACCGUCGGUACCUGCCUCGGCGACCCCCCAGAGAACUGGUACCGUGGUGCCGUCCCGGCCUACAACUUCCAGAUCACCCCCGUCAGCUCAAAGGUCUGCUCCAGCACCUCCAGCUCGUCCAGCUCGACCAAGACGUCUUCGUCGUCCACCCGCACCUCAUCCGCCACCUCCACCUCGACGGCCGUCUCCACCAACGGCCAGUGCGGUUCUACCGUCGGCUUCACCUGCCAGGGCUCCGCCUACGGAAACUGCUGCUCCGGUGCCGGAUGGUGCGGUUCCAGCUCCGUCUACUGCGGCACGAGCUGCCAGUCCAAGUACGGCACCUGCGGAAGCUCAGCAUCCAACACUACUUCAUCUUCGAGCAGUGGCACCUCAUCAGGUAGGACCUCUUCUUCUUCGUCCACCCGCAGCGGCACCAGCAGCAGCGGCAGCUCCUCUCGCACCGGCACGUCGAGCUCCAGCUCCCGCACCGGUACCAGUAGCAGCUCGUCUCGCACUGGUACCAGCAGCAGUUCGUCUCGCACUGGUACCAGCAGUAGUUCAUCUCGAACCGGCACCUCCAGCUCGUCCACUCGCAGCGGAUCAUCAUCAUCGUCUAACACUCGCUCGUCCUCAGGCUCCUCCUCAGGCACCGGCACGGCGUCCGCCUCCAGCUCCGCCGCCUCAUCCACCUCGACGCUUCCCGUUUCCACCGGCGGUGACUGUGGUGCCGCCAGCGGAAAGCAGUGCUUCGGCUCGACCUUCGGUAACUGCUGCUCCGUCUACAACUACUGCGGAAGCACCGAUGCCCACUGCGGAACAGGCUGCCAGUCUGCCUUCGGCACCUGCAACAGCACAUCAUCCGCCUCUGGCAGCUCCUCUUCGAGCGGCGCCAGCUCUUCCGGUGCGGCCAGCAGCUCCGGCUCAGCCAUCGCCAGCGGCACAUCCUCGGCCUCCGCCGUCCUCCCUAGCACCUCCCUCAUCUCCACCGAUGGCUCAUGCGGUGCCGCGGCCGGCAAGUCCUGCACGGGAAGCACCUUCGGCACAUGCUGCUCCGUUUACAACUACUGCGGCACCACCGACGCCCACUGCGGCACGGGCUGCCAACCAGGCUACGGCUCCUGCAACGGCACGACCGCCGCUUCGAGCUCAGGCGCCGCCGCGGGCUCCUCCUCCUCCGCGGCAACCCCCGCCUCCUCCGGCGCCGCAGGCGGCAGCACGACCGCCAACGCCGCCGCCGCGACAAACACAAACAUCUCCAAGAACGGCGAGUGCGCCGGCACGAACGGCUACAACUGCCUCGGCUCCAACUUUGGCGACUGCUGCUCCCCGUACAACUACUGCGGCAACACCACCGCCCACUGCGACACGGGCUGCCAGUCCGGCUUCGGCAAGUGCUCUGGCACGGGCGUCAACGUCGCCGUCUCGCUCAACGGCAACUGCGGCUCCACGAACGGCGGGUCGACCUGCGCCGGCUCGACGUUUGGCAACUGCUGCUCGGCGUACGGAUACUGCGGUAGCACGUCUGCUUUCUGUGGCACGGGCUGCCAGUCUGGAUACGGUACCUGUGAUACUUCUUCCGGGUCCGGUACUACCGCCGCAACACCCGCGGCCACGUCCGCGGCAGCAUCUACCGUCAAGACGGUCAGCACCAUCGGCGCGGCCUGCGGUUCGGCUGCCAAUGCCAAAUGUGGUGACGGGUUCUGCUGUACGGCGCUCAACGUAUGCGCCACCAGCAAGCUACUGCUUAUCACGAAUCCGGCUUGUUAUGCCGCUGUGGGUUGCCAGACGAGUUGGAGUAGCAGUUGUGCUUAAACAACGUUUGUAAUGCAUAAUACAAUGGGGAGCGAAGUGUCAAAAGAGAGGGAGUGUUGAAAAAGUUGCAAUUAUUUGCUUUUUUGGUUUCUGACUUUUGUUUUUCUAAACAUGGUCUCUCAUUUAUCUGGCUUUACAUCAAAGAGGCGUUGAGGAUUUCUGGGGCUUACACCAUCGACAUUGAUAGAGCGAUCGAUACUACUCACCCUGAGGUACUUACUACCUACCAUCAUUGAUUAUACCAUAAUACAGAAUGGCAAUUGACCAUCACCUGA
Messenger RNA from Colletotrichum scovillei, 3530 nucleotides. RefSeq names its product chitin recognition protein. The transcript has 4 exons. Gene Ontology annotation, molecular function: hydrolase activity, acting on carbon-nitrogen (but not peptide) bonds; chitin binding. NCBI's taxonomy places the organism in Eukaryota, Fungi, Ascomycota, Sordariomycetes, Glomerellales, Glomerellaceae. Bases 412 to 3255 code for a protein of 947 amino acids. Gene Ontology annotation, biological process: carbohydrate metabolic process. The record is from RefSeq and is a predicted model, not a curated record.